Messenger RNA from Penicillium vulpinum, 1071 nucleotides. RefSeq lists its product as uncharacterized. The transcript has a single exon. Bases 1 to 1071 code for a protein of 356 amino acids. The record is from RefSeq and is a predicted model, not a curated record. NCBI's taxonomy places the organism in Eukaryota, Fungi, Ascomycota, Eurotiomycetes, Eurotiales, Aspergillaceae.
AUGGGUGCUUCCGAGAAGACAUCUAUAUGGCAUUCCUUCUCAUCCAACUAUCGGAAGGAGCGCAAAGAGCGCAGAGCAGACACAACCACCGCAAGAACCACAGCCACUGCGCCGACGCACUAUCCAUCAUGGUCCCGAGGCCGCACCAGUCGCUCCAAUGCAUCGAAUUAUCCAAGAGAGCCAUCAUCGGAUCUUCCGCCACCAUAUGAAGCGACAGAAGUCCCAAGAAUCAGUAUCAGCGCCCCCGAAGAGUCAGAAUCCGAUUCCCAGUUCGCUUUCCUUCGCGAUUUCCACACCAUCUUCCUAGUAGACGACAGCUCUAGCAUGAGAGGCUCACUUUGGGAAGAAGCCCGAGAAGCCAUCGCAGCGAUUGCGCAAGUCUGCACAAAAUAUGACCGCGAAGGAAUCGACAUCUACUUCAUCAACCACCGAUCAAAGCCCAACACCAACCCUAGCCACGCUAUUGAUUACACCUACACCUACGACCCCGAGCGACUCAAAAGUCCCAAAUUUGAAGGUGGAUACUACAAUAUCAGAACCGCGCAGCGAGUAAGCGAGAUCUUCGCCUCCGUCAGACCCUCUGGCGGAACAGCAGUCGGGAGUCGACUGUUUGAUAUCCUAGACCCAUACAUGGAGCUGGUGGAAACGACAGAGACAGCAAGGCGAGCCCAGAAGGGCGCAUCUAGCUCGCGCCAUUUGGUUAAGCCGACCGAGUCAGUUAAGCCGGUUAAGCCAAUUAAUAUCAUCACGAUUACUGAUGGGGUGUUCACGGAUGAUGCGGCGAGUAUUAUCAUCCGGACGGCUGAGAUGCUGGAUGGCCCUUCUUGUCGUGCUAUUCCGCGACAGGUCGGGAUCCAGUUUUUUCAGAUUGGGAAUGACGAGAUGGCUCGGAAGCAUUUGGAGGAAUUAGAUGAUGGACUUGCGAAAAGACGUGGUAAUUUACGUAUGAGAGAUAUCGUUGAUACUAUUUCUUGGAAAAAUCGGACUGGGGAGCGGUUGGAUGGGCCUGGGAUUUUGAAGGCGGUGCUUGGAGCCGUUCAUAAGCAGUUGGAUUGGAAGAAGCUUGAAUAG